AUGGGCGCCAACGGCCAGGCAGUGCAGACCAUGAACAAGAAGAAGGUGAAACUUCUCAGCAAGAAGCGCGCGGAGAUCCGCAACCAGAAGAAGGUGGCGGGGCUGCAGAAGGGCAAGCGCACGGUGCUGCGCAAGCACCGGCCGUCCAAGAAGAAACUGCAGAAGGACGCCAAGCGCCACCGCAUCUACGUGGAGGCCGAGAAGGCCAAGCUGCUGAAGAGCGGCCUGAUCACGGAGGAGGACAUUAAGACGAUGGAGGCAGAAAAGGGAGACGACAAGGCCAGCGACGACGCCGACGCCGCCAUGGACGUGGAGGAGUAA
Messenger RNA from Phytophthora sojae, 321 nucleotides. RefSeq lists its product as hypothetical. The transcript has a single exon. Lineage: Eukaryota; Oomycota; Peronosporomycetes; Peronosporales; Peronosporaceae. The record is from RefSeq and is a predicted model, not a curated record. Bases 1 to 321 code for a protein of 106 amino acids.